This is a messenger RNA of Etheostoma cragini (Arkansas darter), 1470 nucleotides long. Its product is annotated as forkhead box transcription factor. NCBI's taxonomy places the organism in Eukaryota, Metazoa, Chordata, Actinopteri, Perciformes, Percidae. Bases 366 to 1292 code for a protein of 308 amino acids. Gene Ontology annotation, biological process: anatomical structure morphogenesis; regulation of transcription by RNA polymerase II; cell differentiation. The record is from RefSeq and is a predicted model, not a curated record. Gene Ontology annotation, molecular function: RNA polymerase II cis-regulatory region sequence-specific DNA binding; DNA-binding transcription factor activity, RNA polymerase II-specific. The transcript has a single exon.
ACAUCACAUCCACCCGACCCACACAGCAAAGCAACAGAUUGCAGAUGAUGCUGGACACCUCAGAGGACGCGCACACUUUUUUACGCUUUUACGCACAAGCACUCAGCGCUGCAGGCUGAACGCUUUUUUGCGCGUUUAUGCACCAAAUUAAAGGAUAUCAGCGCGCGUGGUCUGGAGGGUUUGCUUGUGGGGAAAGUCGGAGGAUUGGGCAUUGUGUUUGGAUUUUCACUUUUUUUUGUGAAUGGAGGUGAGUCGUGCGUAAAAAACAAACAAAAAAACAAACCCUCGCAUUGAAGAGAAGAAGCUGUCUCUCUCCCACCUGUUGGCAGGUGGGGUUGGCGGACAUUUACCCGCGGACAUCUACUAUGACAUUGGACAUCAUGGAGGAUAUUGUUAUCGACGUAGUAGGGGAAGGAGUCAAAGACAGCGGAGAGGAGCAGCUCUUACCUGGGGAUGAGUCGCGGAGCAGUAGCAGCCUGCAGAGCAAAGAGCGGGACAGCUCCAGCCCUGACCCCGAGUCUCCUUCCCUUUCUCCUGGUAAAAGCAAAGGUCCCGCGGCGGUGAAGCCUCCGUACUCCUACAUCGCUCUGAUAACGAUGGCCAUCCUGCAGAGCCCAAAGAAACGACUCACCCUCAGCGAGAUAUGUGACUUUAUCAGCCAGCGCUUCAUGUACUACCGGGAGAAAUUCCCCGCCUGGCAGAACUCUAUCAGACACAACCUGUCUCUCAAUGACUGCUUUAUAAAGAUGCCCAGGGAGCCGGGGAACCCUGGGAAGGGCAACUACUGGACCCUGGACCCUAACUCCUCGGACAUGUUUGAGAACGGGAGCUUUCUGCGGCGGAGGAAGCGCUUCAAGCGGCAGCAUUUCCGCUUCGAUCCGCUCAAGGAGCAGCACCUGGAGCCGAGCGGACUGCGCGGCUUUGCGCACGGCUCCUACGGGUUCGGAGCGGCGGCUCUGCAGCUGCCAGGGCUGGAGAUUUACCCCUACAUCCAUCACCACGCGCACUCGCCGUGCGGCCCCGGUGGCGUCCCACCUGUCAGCAGCAUCCUGCCGGGUCUCUCCAGCUUCUUCUCCCGCAGCAGUGCGCUCACAGCCAAGGCUUUCCUCCAGGUGCAGCCCGGCAUCGAACCCUUCUCCCCGGCCCAGUACGCCUCUCCGCUGACCUCCAGCGCCGCUUACGCUCCCCCUGCGCUCUUCCACCCCGCUGCGUCUCCGCACUUUCUCACUUUACAUCCGGAGUUUCAGAAACUACAGCGUGGCACGGUGGACCUGGUCAAAACACACCGCUAACAUCGAAUAACACACAAACACACACACACACACAUCGGACUUUCAACUCGCGUUUUCUCAGGUAACAGAGACAUUUUACGCAGACUUUCUCCACCGUUAAGGGGGAUGAAUCUGCUUUCGAAGAAUGUUGUACAUAUGUAUAAAAAAACUCUCCCUCCUUCUCACUUUUAUGGCAAAA